AUGGAGUGUGAUCAAGUUCAAGAGGCAGUAGGGGCUUUCGUGGUACCUGAGAGAUUUCCCCUUCAAAAAGCAAUGCCAGCGCCAAAGUGUAUGCAGGACGGAAGUGCUGCUGUGGCAGAAGAAAUGGAAGAAGUCAACUUGAGUGAUUAUCCCGCUUUAGGAGCGAAACCAGUGGUGCAGCCAAGAAGAAAUUACCAUCCCAAUGAUGAGCAGCAAAUCAAGCAAGAGGUUGAAAAACUCUUAGCCUCUGGUUUCAUCAAGCCAAUCAAGCACCCUACUUGGCUGGAAAAUAUUGUUCCUGUAAAGAAAAAGAACGGUCAGAUACGAGUUUGUGUUGACUUUAGGGAUUUGAAUAAGCAAGAUCCGGCCAUUGCAUCUCAUCCACCACCCUCAAGUCAGAAAGAAUUGAAGAGUUUCUUAGGAAGAUUGUCUUACAUAAGACGCUUCAUACCUGGUUUAGCUGCUGUAACCCAAGCGUUCACACCUCUGUUGAAAAAAGCGAACAAAUUUACGUGGAACGCUGAAUGCAAGGAGGCUUACUUGAAGGUUCAGCAGCUCAUCACCAAGCUCCCAACCAUGAAAGCACCAACUCCAGGCGUCCCCUUAAAAGUGUAUUUGGCCUCCACCAAUGCAGUAGUGGGAGCAUUAUUAGCACAGGAUGGUGAAGCUGGAGAAGAAUUUCCUAUUUACAAUGUGAGCAAGCUUUUGAGAGGGGCUGAAACACGCUACCCUAAGGCAGAAAGGCUUUGUUUAGCACUUGUCUAUGUAGCACAAAGAUUACGUCACUAUUUUUUGGCCCACAAGCUUCAACUUAUGGUAAAGACUGAUUUGGUCAGAUAUUUGCUGACGAAACCAGUGCUAUCAGGGCGGUUAGCAAGAGGGCUGCUCCAGUUGUCUGAGUUCGACAUUGUAUGUACGACACCAAGGGCUAUUAUGGGACAAGCCGUGAUCGACAUGAUCACCCUCUUCCCAGAAGAAGAAGGAUUUGAUGUUUCUCAUGACAUACUCAGAGAGUUACUUGGAAUGACAGCAGUGGUUGAAGAAGAGGAGCCUUGGACUCUUCACUUCGACGAGUCAGCCAUGGCUAAUGGAGGAGGAGCUAGAGUUGUACUCGUGGACCCUAAGGGACAUGCCAAACCCCUUUCGUUCAAACUAAACUUCUCAUGCACUAAUAAUGUGGCAGAAUAUGAAGCUUUUAUUGCUGGACUUGCAACUGCACAUGAAUUGAGAGUCAAGAAAAUCAGAGUGAUCGAGGAUUCAAACCUAGUCAUUAGCCAAUUGAAGGGAGAUUUUGCAGUGAAAGAAGUAACCUUGGCACCCUAUAGGACUUUGGCAGAAAAGUUAAUCAAGAAGUUUGAGCAGAUAACUCUUGAGCACAUUCCUGGCAGCACUAACAGAUAUGCAGACACUUUAGCUACCCUUGGUUCCAAGCUUUCAUUCACAAGGGAGCAACCCAACAUCACUGUAAUCCAAAACAACAAGCCAUGUGUAGAAGCUAUGAUUUUCUCAAACCCAUCAAGUGAGAAAGAUUGGCGGGAAUUUGUCAAGGACGAGAUGGCUCAGUUGGACAAGGAAGAUAGACUCAGAACACUGGGAGACUAUAGUUUGAUAUUUGGAGAGUUGUACAAGCGUCUUCCAGGAGGAGUAUUAGCCCGCUGUGUAGAUGAAAAAGAAGCUCAGAGGAGAUUGCAAGAAGUACAUGAGGCCACUUGUGGGGUUGAGCAGGUGGUCAGCUUAUACCGGAGGUUGCAACGUAGAGGUUAUUACUGGCCAGACAUGAAGAAACAAGCAGCGGAGACGCAACUCUCAUGUUCUAAGUGCUCCUCAACUUUGUCAGAGCAGGAAGGAUUUACAGCAGCAAUUACUGAAGAUUGGAGGUCACCAUACUUGGAAUACCUCAUAAGUAAAACACUACCGGAAAAUCGUAAGCAUGCAUACAAGGUCAAGAAGAUGGUGAAAAGGUAUUUUGUGGAUGGGAGCACGCUGUAUAGAAAAUGA
Molecule: messenger RNA, 1998 nt
Organism: Rosa chinensis
Lineage: Eukaryota; Viridiplantae; Streptophyta; Magnoliopsida; Rosales; Rosaceae
Exons: 3
Coding region: 1-1998 (665 amino acids)
Molecular function (GO): RNA-DNA hybrid ribonuclease activity; nucleic acid binding
Source: RefSeq, a predicted model, not a curated record